This is a messenger RNA of Trichoderma reesei QM6a, 2751 nucleotides long. RefSeq lists its product as uncharacterized. The record is from RefSeq and is a predicted model, not a curated record. The transcript is spliced from 2 exons. Gene Ontology annotation, biological process: diterpenoid biosynthetic process. NCBI's taxonomy places the organism in Eukaryota, Fungi, Ascomycota, Sordariomycetes, Hypocreales, Hypocreaceae. The annotation marks the transcript as partial. Gene Ontology annotation, molecular function: magnesium ion binding; terpene synthase activity.
GGCUCCUUUAGCAUAUCCAUCUACGACACAGCAUGGCUGGCCAUGAUUCGGGACCCCGUUGACCCAAAUGGUUGGCUUUUCCCAGAAUCAUACUCUUAUCUUCUGCUUCAUCAAGCCCAAGAUGGAAUGUGGCCAACCUACGCCUCGCCCAUCGAUGGCAUUCUCAACACCCUGGCAGGCCUUCUGGCUCUCAUCAAGCAUUGCAAGGCAGACGCCAUCGGCAUAGACAGUCCUCGCCCACUUAAAGCCUGGGACAUUCCGGAAAGAGUCGAGGCAGCGCGCAGAGCACUGCAGUCCGCACUGAACAACUGGGAUGUCAACCAGACUCUGCACGUCGGAUUCGAGAUGCUCGUGCCAGGCCUGCUGAGACAGCUCGCAGAAGAGGGCGUCGUCUUUGACUUUGACGGCCAAGCGGCACUCACGGCUCUGUACCAGAAGAAACUUGCAAGACUGCACCCAGACAUGCUCGCAUCAACCCAGCAGACCACACUGCUGCACUCCCUGGAAGCAUUGGCCGGCGUCUUCGACUUUGGCCGCCUCCGGCAUCACUGCAGCGCCUACAGCGGCAUGCUGGGAUCUCCUGCUUCAACAGCAGCAUAUCUCCUACACGCACCAGAGUGGGAUGUUCGAGCGCAGUCCUACCUGGAGAAUGUCGUCCGCAGCUAUGGUUCCUGCGGCGGCGUGCCGAGCGGCUUUCCCACGCCCGUGUUUGAAAUCUCAUGGACCAUGUCAACGCUCCUUGCGAAUGGAUUCAGCGUCGAGGACUUUCCUAAAGAUGACCUCCGUGUCGUCACGGACUAUCUGCAAAAGGCCAUCGAUGAACAAGGCGGCGUUUUGGGCUUCGCACCCACCCUCCUCCCGGACGCCGACGAUACAGCCGUGUCUCUGCUGGCAAUGACAUCUCUCGGGGUGCACGUCGACCGCGCCCCUCUCAUCUGGAGCUUUGAAAGCAGCAAUCGCUUCAAGACGUACCGGCUCGAGAGGACGCCCAGCGUCAGCGCAAACUGCAACGUCCUCGUCGCGCUGCUCACGUCCCCCGACGACGUCGAUUUGUAUGUCCCGCAGAUUGAGAAAGCAGUCAGGUUUCUCUGCGGCAGCUGGAACGCGGAUCAUUUGCAGGACAAGUGGAACUUGGCUGCCGAGUACACGUACAUGCUGCUGGCUUCUGCGCUGUAUCGGCUGUUGAGCGUCUAUGCUGGUGGCUCGUUGAGAUGUCUCGCUGCGGAACUUAUCAAGAUAGACGUCCCCAUCGUCCUCGUUCAGCUCCUUAGUCGUGCUAUUUUCAGACAACAACACAAUGGCUCGUGGGGAGACUCGAUCGAAAGAACGUCGUACGCUACGCUGCUGCUCUCCUACGCCCUCAAACUACCUUGGCCCCUUGCCAUUAGACAGCACGCCGAAGCAGCACUCUUCAAAGCAAAGACAUACUUGGCGGCUCAUUAUGACCAACGGGCAAACGGCGACUAUCUCUGGAUCGAAAAAGUCACGUACAGACUGCCCACACUUGCUGAAGCCUACUAUCUAGCUGCCCUCAACUCUUCACCCAAGGAGCAUCCAUGGACAUUGGAGAUUGAGCAAAUAUUCUUCAAAACAGACAACACCAAGACGAAGAAGAUGGCCCAGUUCUUCAGCCGCCUUCCGCUGCUCAGGGGCCUUUCGGCAGCACCCAUGGCGUUGGCCGUCCACGAGGCAGCAGUGUAUGCAAGCCGUCUCGAAGGAGUCCGCCUCGACAUCUUUCUCCGAGAUGACAUGCCCAUGUCGACAGACAAGUAUCUCGCAUACAUCCCCAUCGCGUGGACAACAAUCAACGCUGCCAACGGCUACGCGCUGUCUGGCGAUGAGAUGUGGGAGAUGAUGGUCAUUUCGAUGCUCAACUACCAAGUGGACGAAUACAUGGAGUCAGUCGUUGCUUAUCUGGAUGACGAAAACUCGCAGGCCUUGGCUACCAUAAUCGGCGCCGAGAUUCGAAGCAGAGAGCCAGGCCUUGCCGUCCACUCAUCGCUCCAUCCAACCUCCUCAUUCGAUGCCACUGUUCCCAGCCCUCCAGCAUCCGACUGUUCGUCAUCAGACAGCUCCCCAUCGCUGACAGACGUUGCCGAAGUGCUCUCCAAAUACAUCAAACACAUAAAGCAGUCCCCGAUCCUCCUGCAAAGCCCAGAAACAGCCCAGCUACGCGUACUGCAAGAACUCGAAAAGUUCCUCCUCGCACACAUGGCUCACAACGCCGACAACAACAACAAUAACAACAACAGCCGACGGCGAAAUCAAGAGCAUCAUCAUCAUCACCGUCCAGGAGGCCAGGCAUCACCGAUCGAUUGGCACAAUCAAAUCCCCUAUUACGACUGGGUCCGCACGACCGGCGCCAACGACACAAGCUGUCCGUAUUCAUUCGCCUUCUUCUGCUGCCUCAUCAGCCCCAGCGGCUCGCACUGCCUCGCCUCGAUGGAGCAGAGGUAUCUCGCACGGGAACUGUGUCUGCAUCUCGCCACGCUCUGCCGUCAGUAUAAUGACUAUGGCUCUGCGGUGCGCGAUGACGCCGAGGGGAACCUCAACAGUCUUCACUUCCCUGAGUUUGCGAUUGGAGGAGAUGGACAGAGCUUGGAAGCAAAGGGGGUUCUGAUGAGGGUUGCUGAGUUGGAGAGGGCCAUGAUGCAGGUUUGCUGGGAAGCGCUCUCGGCGAGCCUUGAUGCGGGUAUAAGAGGUAAGAUGAAGGCAUUCAUUGACGUGACGGAUCUGUUUGGUCAGAUCUAU